GUAAAAGAUACUUAGCAGGCGAAAUUAUAUGCAAUUCAUACAGGGAAAUUGUUCUAUUCAGGUUUGUGCAUUUUACUUUUAAGGGGCAAUUUUUUACGUACCACCCAGUAAGUGGGUAUCAGCCCCAGGAGUAAUAGCGAGACUGAAGUGGCGAGGCAAGAAAUCGGUUGGUGCCACUUUAAUCGCCCGCUUUAAAUAAUAGCCGAGUCGAGGAAAUGAUUUAUUAAAAUGCCGUUCUAGUAUUAACUGCUUUCUUUUCCCAGCGCUCACUUCAGUGUAACAUCCGACGCCGAUCGAGACACACGGAUGCCAAAAUGCUCGAAUGUUCCUUAAUCGUUCUUUCCUAACUAGGAGAAGCCACACAGAGCCCCUCUUUAAUUAAUAUUCACCACCGCAGCACUCCGAGGAAGGCUCGCUUUAAAAGAUACAUAAUGUGGAUCUCACGGCCUGUUCCCUAAGUGUUACAAGUUACAGAAAGCUCAGCGCCGCUCAAUCUUCUGAUGCUUUUUCGCUACAGAAACGAGAUCAUGGAAAGGAAGUAUCAUUAGCUCCAAUGAGAAUGAAUGACGAAAAAGCUCUGACGAAUGGAAGAGGAGCCGCUUUUGUCCAAUCAUGGUGUAGCCCGGGAACUUGAAAAAUAUGUAUCAUGGCUGUUUCAACCAAUCAGGUCAAGAGGGGGUUGCUAUAAAUAUCCGCGAUUCCGAUCUGUUUGCUCAUUCAUUUCAGUCUUAGACCUGUAUUGCUUUGUCCCGUUUAUUUGCUGCUGGCGAGAAAAUGGCUCGGACCAAGCAGACCGCCCGUAAAUCUACCGGUGGCAAAGCGCCGCGCAAGCAGCUGGCCACGAAGGCUGCGCGUAAAAGCGCUCCGGCCACCGGGGGCGUGAAGAAGCCUCACCGCUACCGCCCGGGCACGGUGGCGCUGCGCGAGAUCCGGCGCUACCAGAAGUCUACGGAGCUUCUGAUCCGCAAGCUGCCCUUCCAGCGUCUGGUGCGCGAGAUCGCGCAGGACUUCAAGACGGACCUUCGUUUCCAGAGCUCUGCGGUGAUGGCUCUGCAGGAGGCGAGCGAGGCUUACCUGGUGGGUCUGUUCGAAGACACGAACCUGUGCGCCAUCCACGCCAAGCGGGUGACCAUCAUGCCCAAAGACAUCCAGCUCGCCAGGCGCAUCCGCGGGGAAAGAGCGUGAGGCAGCACCUGCUACCUCGUAGCCCACCGCACCCCCUCAUUACCCCAAAGGCUCUUUUGAGAGCCACCACAUUCUCCUCCGGAAGAGCUGGAAUUCGCUUCCGUUUCUAUGAACCCAAGUAAAGUUGCUAAUGUUUA
Molecule: messenger RNA, 1322 nt
Organism: Podarcis lilfordi (Lilford's wall lizard)
Lineage: Eukaryota; Metazoa; Chordata; Lepidosauria; Squamata; Lacertidae
Source: the annotation of a GenBank genome assembly